CCACAAUUUUAGGAGAGACCACAUAACACACGCAUUUGCCAAAAGACAAAAGCCCAUACUAUACUUUGCUGACGUGACAAAAACCCAUUUGGCCACAUGGCCUCUCAAAAAACCAGAUAUACAUCCUAAGGUUCAUAUCACACCAUUUCGAAAUAAAAUCCCACAAUUAUUCUAAACAAAUAGUUUCCAAUAUCAGAUAAAACCACCAUUUCGAAACCAACACCCAAGCCACACAAAUCUAUACAUACAUUAAUGUUAUACGUAUUCCUCUUCUAACCAACACUUGAACCACAAUGGGCUGCGCUUCCUCCAAACGUGUCAAGGCAGCCGUCGAUGUCUACCGUCCGCCUCCUUCCAGCUUCGCUGUCUUCGACAUCAACGCCAUACAGGAGCCCUGGCUCAUAGUUGAGAAUCCGUCAGAUGACCAGCAAGACAAAUUACAGUCACUGCCCGCUCCGGUUCCCUCCACCAUCCUUCAGAAGCUCGAAGACGCCGGCGGCCCCCGCUCCUGGGAUGAGGUCAGCAAGGCCCUGCAAGCUCACCUCAAGACCCCUGUCGUCCCCCCAGUCCAACCACCUCCAACAGAUCACCCACCCAAAGAAGCUCCACGUAAGAGGUCCUCCUUCCACACCCUCGAGGAGCUCGAUGCCAAGUUGUCUUCUAAGCAAAUACCCACAACCGAAUUGAGGAAACUCGAGUCGAAGAACUCAGCACCGGAGCCCCCGAAGGAAGCGACGACGGGUCUCAAGUCGGUAAAAGAUAACAUAUUCAUAGUGAGGGACAGGCAAGAGAGGGAGAAAGAAGGAACGAAGGUGGCUCUGAAAUGGGACCCACUGAGCGAGUUCCCUGAGAAGUGCCCUGCUGGUGGAGGCGACUCGGUGGUGGUGUACACGACGUCGUUACGAGGAGUCCGACGGACGUUCGACGACUGCACGCGGGUGCGGGACAUACUCGAGUUGCAGGGGGUGGUAUUCGAGGAGCGGGACGUGUCGCUUCAUGGGGAGUAUUUGCGGGAGAUGAGGGAGUUGGUGGGGGAGGAAGUGAGCGUGCCGAGGGUGUUCGUGAAGGGAAGGUACGUGGGUGGAGUGGAGGAGGUGAAUGAGGUGAACGAGUCAGGGAAGCUGGGGAAGAUGAUGAGGAGGGGAAAGGUGGAGACAAGGUCGGGAAGAGCAGCGUCCGAGGCAUCAAGAGGGACGACGGAAUACACGUGCAUGGAGAACGGUGGAAGUUGCAAAGGUGUUUUUGGAAAGGGGAUAAGAGGAGGGCGCUGUGGAAAGUGUAACGAGAAUGGAUUGGUUUAUUGUCCUGUUUGUGUAUAGACGUCAAGGUGUUUUUUUUUUUUUUUUGUUUCUUUGAAGAUUAUUGGUAUUUUAUGUUUUCAAUUCAGAAGCAGGGGAAAGCUACAUGGAAAUGGUUUGAGGAGAAGUAUUUUAGAAUAUAUAUAUAUAUAUAUAUAUAUAUAUUAUGAAUGGUAGGUGAAUGGUAGUUAUCGUUUGAAAAGAAGGGAAUGAGAUUAAAAGUAAUAAAACCACAGUCAUUUGUUUGGUGGGUAUUUGAAGAUGUAAUGAUGUAGAAACAUUUUCAUUUUUGCCAAUUUUGUCCCAAGGAAA
This is a messenger RNA of Carica papaya (papaya), 1610 nucleotides long. RefSeq names its product Glutaredoxin family protein. NCBI's taxonomy places the organism in Eukaryota, Viridiplantae, Streptophyta, Magnoliopsida, Brassicales, Caricaceae. The record is from RefSeq and is a predicted model, not a curated record.